AUGGGCUACCCCUUUGACGCCACCGUGUACGCUGCCAACUCGAAUGCGACGCACGUCAACAAGCUGCAGCCCCACCAGCGCUUGCAACUCGCUGUCGGGAUGCUGGAUUCAAAUGUCGACCCUGCCUGUACAUUUCAGCUCGUCCAAGCGCUCAUCGACGCAGACAAGGACUUCGACCUGCUCUGUUUUCCCAAGGGCGGCCACGGCGCCGGCGGCAGUCCGUACGGGACACGUAAGCGGUGGGACUUUUUCGUUCGGCACCUUCAAGGCAACGAACCCCGCCAUCUUUGUGAAUCCUAG
Messenger RNA from Aphanomyces invadans, 300 nucleotides. RefSeq lists its product as hypothetical. Gene Ontology annotation, molecular function: serine-type peptidase activity. NCBI's taxonomy places the organism in Eukaryota, Oomycota, Saprolegniomycetes, Saprolegniales, Verrucalvaceae. Gene Ontology annotation, biological process: proteolysis. The record is from RefSeq and is a predicted model, not a curated record. Bases 1 to 300 code for a protein of 99 amino acids. The transcript has a single exon.